Cinara cedri is the source of this 8511-nucleotide messenger RNA. NCBI's taxonomy places the organism in Eukaryota, Metazoa, Arthropoda, Insecta, Hemiptera, Aphididae. The record is from the annotation of a GenBank genome assembly.
AUGUUAUACGACUUAAAAGAUAAGCAAUGGGAAAGGAUAAAGGAGAGUUUACCCGGAAAGAAAGGGGAUAGUGGAAGGAGUGCAAAGGACAACAGAAAGUUCAUAGCAGCAGUGAUGUGGAUAGGGCGAACAGGAGCGCCAUGGAGAGCUUUGCCUGAAGAAUAUGGCAAGUGGUUUAGUGUGCAUAAAAGAUUCAUAAGAUUGGCAAAAGCAGGUGUGUGGCAGAUGAUUUUCAAUACUCUAGCUGUAGACGAAGACACGGAAUGGCUGAUGAUAGACUCAACAAUAAUAAGGGCACAUCAGCAUGCAGCUGGUGCUAAAAAAAAAUGAGGAGACUGAAGAGGAAAAUCAGGGAUUGGGGCGAUCUAAAGGUGGUUAUUCAACCAAAUUACAUGCUGCUUGUGAUGCUCUUGGCAACCCAUUAAGGUUUUUUGUUACUGCUGGACAAAGGUCGGAUUAUGUAAAGGCUUUAGACUUAGUGGAAGGCAAGAAAAUGGCAGCACUUAUUGCAGAUAAAGGGUAUGACGCAAAUUAUAUGAUUAAAGCGGCAGAAGCUAUCAAUGCUGAACCGGUUAUUCCACCACGUUCCAAUAGAAAAACACCAAGNAACACCAAGAGAAUACGAUAAAGAGCUUUAUAAAGAGAGAAAUCUCAUCGAAAGAAUGUUCAAUAAACUCAAGAAUUUUCGUAGGGUUGCUACUCGUUAUGAUAAAUUAGCUAUUUCUUUCUUAUCUUUUGUCCAUAUUGCUUCUAUAUAUCUUUGGUUAAAAUAAAUGUCGACACUACCUAGAAGACAAAAUAUUAUGCGUUCUCAUUUAUUACAGAACAUACAUAACACAUCCAUUUUUGGGAUUUUUAUUCAAUUUGCACAACUCAAAUAUUUGCCGACUUUUAAAGAAAAUGGAGCCAUUUCCGGCUAUCAAGGAUGGCAAAAAGUUCAAAGUAAUGUAGUAAUUCCAUAUAAAAGGUACCGGAAAAAACCACUAACGGAAGAGCAAAAGGAGCAUAGUAGAAAGCUGGCGUCGUUCAGGAUGCAAGUGGAAAAUAAAAUUCGAGAGAUCAAAAUAUUCAAAAUUAUAUCAAAUGUUUACCGCAAUUUUCAGAAGAAAUACAACAUGAGAUUCAAUAUUAUUGCUGGUAUUGUGAACCUAAGGCACGGUUUUUAAUAGCUUUCGGGUUGGGGUUCCUUACCGGAUUUUAUCAGCAACUCUCUUUAUGUUGUUUCGCAGGGGGUCUACUGCUGUGGAAUGAGCAAAUUGAAAAGUUUUAUGGCUAUCCACAGAAUAUACAAUUUUCAACAAGUGAACUAAAUACUAAAAAAGUUAUGUAAAAAAAGUUGUUGACUUGUAAUCUCAUGAUAAUUAAGAUAUGCUUAAUUAAUAAGGGGGUUAUAUGCCAAGUUUUUUUGAUAAACCGUUUAGUGAACAGGUAAAAGUAGCAAUAGAUAGCAGUGAUCCAAAGUUUUUACAAAUACUGUUAGGCAUUAGGCACUGUCAAUUGCAAGAAGAUUGGUUUGCCCAUGCUAUACUUUCUCAUAAGAUUAUAGGAGUAAUUCAUACCUUAAGAUAUCAGUUACCUAUAAACAUAAUCAGUGCACAACAACAGCUAUUAGAUAGAAAUUUUAGUCAUCGUAUAUACGGAACAUUACCUAAUAUGUAUGAUAUUGAUGAACCUGAUGAUCUUUCAUAUAUCAUUGCAAGUAGUGAAAAUGUAACAAAAGUAAAUAAAGAACUAGAAGAUGUAGAGAGAGAAAUACUGCAGAGAUAUAAAAGUUUUAAACACGAAACUGUGGAUGGUAAGUAUCAUGUAUUUAAUGUGCGUGAUAUGAUAGAUGUAAAUAAAUACACAUAUUCUUAUGAUGGCAGUGAUUAUACAGGUGGCAAUAUAUGCUUAAAAGAUGCUGCAGAGUCACUUAAGAGCAACAUAGCUUUGCAAUCAAUAUUGAAGUUGGAUAUAUCAAGUCAAUAUGAUAAAAUGUACAAGGAAAUGUAUAAAGAAAUCAUAAGUCAAUAUCAAUUAAGGAUUAAAGAUGGCCAAUCAAUAAAUUCACUGUAUGAAGGUAGUACAUCACUAAUGAGAAAGAUUUCUGAGUUGAGGGAUGGUGAUGAUAGACUUAGAUCAAUAUUAAAUAGUAUUAGCAAAGAAGUUGUAGAUGGUAUACAGAGUGAUAAGUUUAUGACAGAGGUCUAUGAUAAGUUAAUCGAUAAUUUAUUAUACACUGCAUUGAAAGUAAAGGAUCAUCCAUUACAUGAAGAGCUUAAAGGUGUAAGCGGUAGCGCAGAAGAAAAGGUUAAAAUAUUAAAAAAGAAGAUCAAAGAACAAGCAGAAGUAAAUAAUCAGCAUCAACGUAUAAAAGAGAGCAUGGAAUAUGCUGCCAAUAGCGAGACUCCAGACAUAGACAUACUAAAUGUAUUAAUUGCUAAUGGUGCAUCACUGCUAGCAAGCUAUGUGGAAGAUUCUAAAACAGGUAACUCAAUAACAGUGCAAGAAAAAUUGCAACAACUAGGAGGGGAAUACAAGUCUUUAAUAGGCAAGUCUAUUUUCACAAUCACAAGGAAAGUUCAUAAUUUAGUAUUUGAUUUUCCAAUGGAAGGAGAAGAGGAUGUGGAUCUGCUGAAGUUAGUAUCUGAAGUUCCAUCUGAAGAUGGAUGCUUUGCAGAGAGUGGAGAAAAUAUAAGGUUACUUGAUAACAUAGGUAGUGAAGGUGCAAAUGAGUUUAUGGACUUAUUGAAGGCUUGUAUAAAUGAUACCAGUGCAAGGGAGGAGGAAGAAGAUAUGUAUUCACGAGUUGCUGCAAUAUUAAGUGAUACGCUCUCUUUUAAGAAGAAGGAGAAAGAAUUUGAAGAGGCAUAUGCAAAGUUAUAUGGAUGCAUUAAAAUAGGUUAUUCAGCAAUAAAAACAAGAGAUGAUAAGGUAAUAGUGGACUAUUUAUCUGAGAUAGAGGAAGAGGCAAAGCACUCUAAAAAUCCGCAUAUUAAGAAAUUGUAUGGUAAGUUCUUUACAAUUUUAAGUGAAUACAAUGACUUGCCAAAGUCAAUGUUUUUGACCAGGUGGUUAAAGUAUGUUACGCGUACAGCAAAAUCAUAUUCUGGGUAUGAAUGGAGUCCAGCAUGGGAAAAAAUACUGACCGAUCCUGGUUACCGUACAGAUGUAGGUGAAUGGUCAAAAAAUAAAUUUGAAGAGAUAAAAGAAACAGAAAUAAAGAGAGAAAAAAGCGCAUUAACAGCAAGAGCACAAAGCGCUGAACAACAAGCUGCCCAAGCUGAUCAAAGGACUGAGCAAGCUAAUCAAAGGGCUGCUCAGGAAGCACAGGAAAAGGAAGAAUUUAAACAAAAAGCUGAGCAAGAGGCUCAAAGGGCUGAGCAAGAGGCUCAGAGAGCAAACAAGCUUGCAGAAGCACUGGAGAAAAUGGGAGUAGAUCUGAAUACUGUUUUGAAUGAUGUAAACAUAAGCCAAGGUGCAAGUGCAAGUACGGAAAGAAGUUAAUGAAGGCAAUCUAUCCUGAACACUCGUUUGGCAGCGUAAGUUUGCCUAUAUGGCAGUACAAUGUAAUAAGAAAAUUUUCUCAACAUAGAAAGUACAGAGUGCUGCUAUGGGAAUUUGGUCCUACUAUAUUUGAGUAUUUAUGCCAACAGAGCGGUUUUAAUCAUAAAGAACUGUUACAAAAAAGAGAGGCUGAAGAGGUGCUUGAAAGUGAAUGUCAGGUGCUGCUGAAUAACUUCGGUGAGAUGAAAAUGUAUUGGUGGUGGCCAUGGAGCAGAAAAAUAAAAGACGUAAAGCUAACCGUUGCCCAGUGGGAAAGAGCAAUAAAUUAUGAUGAUAGUUCUUUUGUGUGGAGGUUGGUACUGAGUGUCUUUACAAACGUAAUCACGCAUCAGUGGCAUAUUGUGCAUUAUGGAUAUGUUAAUAAUUAUCAAAGAUUAAAGGGGGUAAAAAUGCAAAAUGCAAAAAAUAUAGCAAUCGGUGUAAGCGCAGCAGUAAUAGGAGCAGGAGUAGCUACUGCAGUAUCUACAGUAAGAACAGGUACAGAGUGGGUCACAGGAACAGCAGCAGGAAUAUCAGAAACAGUGGCAGCAUUUUCAACAGUUAGUUCUUAUUUCCCUGGCAGAGCUGUUGGUGGAGUAGGAGCAUUAGUCAUAGAGGAUAGAUUUAGCAGCUUAAUUAAAGCAAUAAUUUUGAGUGGUGAAACUGACAGCCCCACUCUCAGUGAAGAGUUAAAAUCGUUCAAGUUACAGUGGCUAUUAAUGGAUCUUGAUACAAGUUUACAGGAAAUGGAAGCAGGAAAAAAAACAAAAGAUGAACACAAUGAAUAUGCUAAAGAGAAAAUAAAAAAUGUACAGAGGUUAUCAUUAAAAUGUCACCCAGACGUAACCCAUAUGGCAACAACCGGUGCACAGCAAAAAGUUGGUGCAGUACUGAAGGCAGUGAGAAAAGUGCAUAAUUAUGUGAUAGAAACAAGACGAGGACAUGGGUACCUCUAUAGAUUAUUUGGUGAGCUUUCAGUUGAGUUAAUCAAUAAUGAGGAAAAUUUAUCUAAAUUAGUCAACAUUGUUGCAUGUGGCAAGCUGUGGGAGAUAGCCUAUUGGGAAGAAGGCAGGUUGAUGGAGAAUAGGAAUUACUACUUAAAAGAAGCACGAGAGCAUUAUGUAAAGUUAUGCAAAAAUAAACUAUCCCUACUGAAGGAUCUGCUUAAUACAGAACCAGUUCCAAUAGAGGGAAUAAUAAGUAUAAGAGAUAUGAUAGGCAAAGUACAAAAGGAACUUGAUGAAGAUAUAAAAAAGUACAAAAAACUAUAUAACGACGUUUGGGUUAAAAAUCUGAAAAAAUUGAGUGAAGAGUGCAAGAAAGAAGAGAAAUUGCAAGUAAUCAAGCCUGAAAUAGAUGAAUUAUUCAAGAAAAGCCAUGAGCAAUAUGAAAUAUUACAAGGGAAAAAGACAGGUAAAGUGAAAGCAGAUGAAAUUUUUGCACAGCCAAUACUAGAGUAUCGCAAUCUAAUGAACAUGUAUUACAAAUUAGUAAUGAAGUUGAGUAAAAAUAUAGAAAAGGGUUGUACACAAAAUGAUGUAAUUUAUUUAAGUCAACAAAAGUUUGUCUUAGGAGAAGAAAAUACAGGUUUCACUAAUGCAAGUAAGGAGUAUAUAAAAGAACUGUCAGAACAAGAAUUGUGUAAAUUUGUUGAGCUGAUGGUAGGAUUUUAUUGUGAUAAACAGGGUAGAGAGAAGUUGCAAGGUGUGAUCUACGGAUAUUAUCAAGGUAAUGGUAAAAAAAUAUACGAAAUAGGAAAUAUAUUGAUAUUUGCACUAAGUAGAUUAGCUGAAUUAUUGGAGGAAAAGUUCGUGGAAAAAGAAACAUUUUUCCAGAAGGAAGAGAAAAGGCGGGAAGAAGCAGUCAAAGAAUCAGAAGCAAUAAAGAAACUUAUAGAGGAGUAUGAACAACAAGCUGCCCAAGCUGAUCAAAGGACUGAGCAAGCUAAUCAAAGGGCUGCUCAGGAAGCACAGGAAAAGGAAGAAUUUAAACAAAAAGCUGAGCAAGAGGCUCAAAGGGCUGAGCAAGAGGCUCAGAGAGCAAACAAGCUUGCAGAAGCACUGGAGAAAAUGGGAGUAGAUCUGAAUACUGUUUUGAAUGAUGUAAACAUAAGCCAAGGUGCAAGUGCAAGUACGGAAAGAAGUUAAUGAAGGCAAUCUAUCCUGAACACUCGUUUGGCAGCGUAAGUUUGCCUAUAUGGCAGUACAAUGUAAUAAGAAAAUUUUCUCAACAUAGAAAGUACAGAGUGCUGCUAUGGGAAUUUGGUCCUACUAUAUUUGAGUAUUUAUGCCAACAGAGCGGUUUUAAUCAUAAAGAACUGUUACAAAAAAGAGAGGCUGAAGAGGUGCUUGAAAGUGAAUGUCAGGUGCUGCUGAAUAACUUCGGUGAGAUGAAAAUGUAUUGGUGGUGGCCAUGGAGCAGAAAAAUAAAAGACGUAAAGCUAACCGUUGCCCAGUGGGAAAGAGCAAUAAAUUAUGAUGAUAGUUCUUUUGUGUGGAGGUUGGUACUGAGUGUCUUUACAAACGUAAUCACGCAUCAGUGGCAUAUUGCGCAUUAUGGAUAUGUUAAUAAUUAUCAAAGAUUAAAGGGGGUAAAAAUGCAAAAUGCAAAAAAUAUAGCAAUCGGUGUAAGCGCAGCAGUAAUAGGAGCAGGAGUAGCUACUGCAGUAUCUACAGUAAGAACAGGUACAGAGUGGGUCACAGGAACAGCAGCAGGAAUAUCAGAAACAGUGGCAGCAUUUUCAACAGUUAGUUCUUAUUUCCCUGGCAGAGCUGUUGGUGGAGUAGGAGCAUUAGUCAUAGAGGAUAGAUUUAGCAGCUUAAUUAAAGCAAUAAUUUUGAGUGGUGAAACUGACAGCCCCACUCUCAGUGAAGAGUUAAAAUCGUUCAAGUUACAGUGGCUAUUAAUGGAUCUUGAUACAAGUUUACAGGAAAUGGAAGCAGGAAAAAAAACAAAAGAUGAACACAAUGAAUAUGCUAAAGAGAAAAUAAAAAAUGUACAGAGGUUAUCAUUAAAAUGUCACCCAGACGUAACCCAUAUGGCAACAACCGGUGCACAGCAAAAAGUUGCUGCAGUACUGAAGGCAGUGAGAAAAGUGCAUAAUUAUGUGAUAGAAACAAGACGAGGACAUGGGUACCUCUAUAGAUUAUUUGGUGAGCUUUCAGUUGAGUUAAUCAAUAAUGAGGAAAAUUUAUCUAAAUUAGUCAACAUUGUUGCAUGUGGCAAGCUGUGGGAGAUAGCCUAUUGGGAAGAAGGCAGGUUGAUGGAGAAUAGGAAUUACUACUUAAAAGAAGCACGAGAGCAUUAUGUAAAGUUAUGCAAAAAUAAACUAUCCCUACUGAAGGAUCUGCUUAAUACAGAACCAGUUCCAAUAGAGGGAAUAAUAAGUAUAAGAGAUAUGAUAGGCAAAGUACAAAAGGAACUUGAUGAAGAUAUAAAAAAGUACAAAAAACUAUAUAACGACGUUUGGGUUAAAAAUCUGAAAAAAUUGAGUGAAGAGUGCAAGAAAGAAGAGAAAUUGCAAGUAAUCAAGCCUGAAAUAGACGAAUUACUCAAGAAAAGCCAUGAGCAAUAUGAAAUAUUACAAGGGAAAAAGACAGGUAAAGUGAAAGCAGAUGAAAUUUUUGCACAGCCAAUACUAGAGUAUCGCAAUCUAAUGAACAUGUAUUACAAAUUAGUAAUGAAGUUGAGUAAAAAUAUAGAAAAGGGUUGUACACAAAAUGAUGUAAUUUAUUUAAGUCAACAAAAGUUUGUCUUAGGAGAAGAAAAUACAGGUUUCACUAAUGCAAGUAAGGAGUAUAUAAAAGAACUGUCAGAACAAGAAUUGUGUAAAUUUGUUGAGCUGAUGGUAGGAUUUUAUUGUGAUAAACAGGGUAGAGAGAAGUUGCAAGGUGUGAUCUACGGAUAUUAUCAAGGUAAUGGUAAAAAAAUAUACGAAAUAGGAAAUAUAUUGAUAUUUGCACUAAGUAGAUUAGCUGAAUUAUUGGAGGAAAAGUUCGUGGAAAAAGAAACAUUUUUCCAGAAGGAAGAGAAAAGGCGGGAAGAAGCAGUCAAAGAAUCAGAAGCAAUAAAGAAACUUAUAGAGGAGUAUGAACAACAAGCUGCCCAAGCUGAUCAAAGGACUGAGCAAGCUAAUCAAAGGGCUGCUCAGGAAGCACAGGAAAAGGAAGAAUUUAAACAAAAAGCUGAGCAAGAGGCUCAAAGGGCUGAGCAAGAGGCUCAGAGAGCAAACAAGCUUGCAGAAGCACUGGAGAAAAUGGGAGUAGAUCUGAAUACUGUUUUGAAUGAUGUAAACAUAAGCCAAGGUGCAAGUGCAAGUACGGAAAGAAGUUAAUGAAGGCAAUCUAUCCUGAACACUCGUUUGGCAGCGUAAGUUUGCCUAUAUGGCAGUACAAUGUAAUAAGAAAAUUUUCUCAACAUAGAAAGUACAGAGUGCUGCUAUGGGAAUUUGGUCCUACUAUAUUUGAGUAUUUAUGCCAACAGAGCGGUUUUAAUCAUAAAGAACUGUUACAAAAAAGAGAGGCUGAAGAGGUGCUUGAAAGUGAAUGUCAGGUGCUGCUGAAUAACUUCGGUGAGAUGAAAAUGUAUUGGUGGUGGCCAUGGAGCAGAAAAAUAAAAGACGUAAAGCUAACCGUUGCCCAGUGGGAAAGAGCAAUAAAUUAUGAUGAUAGUUCUUUUGUGUGGAGGUUGGUACUGAGUGUCUUUACAAACGUAAUCACGCAUCAGUGGCAUAUUGCGCAUUAUGGAUAUGUUAAUAAUUAUCAAAGAUUAAAGGGGGUAAAAAUGGAUAAAGCAAAAGGUGUGGUAAUUGGUACGGCAAUUGGUGUGGGAGCAGUAUCAAUAGGCGUAACAGCAGUAGUAAUAGCUGCUGCAACAGAAAGAGAUAGAGAAGUAGUAACAGCAGAAAUGGCAACAAGAGUAGAGGCUAUGUUUGCUACAGUUAGCUCUUAUUUCCCUGGUGGCGCUGUUGGUGGAGUAGGAACAUUA